AUGGCGACGGUCGGUCCAGACCCAGAGCAGGUCGUCACCCUUCGCACCAGCGGUAGAGUCGCUAUCAUAACACUCAAUAACCCCCAGAAGCUCAAUGCGAUGAGGCAACAGGAUACAUUCCGCCUAUCUUGUCUUCUACGUCAGGUAGCAGCCAUGGACGAAAUCACAGUGACCGUCGUCACGGGGAAAGGUCGGUUCUUCUGCGCUGGGGGCGAUGUGACGUCCCGACGGCCGGGAAUGGACAACGACCACAGAAAGGAGACACAUGAGCUCCGCGACCAGGUUCUCCGCAGCUUCGUGGCCAACACAUUCGAUGCCACUUAUUCGUUCAGCAUGCAUCCGAAGAUCCUGAUAGUCGCACUCAAUGGGCCAGUCGUCGGACUCCAUGCGGGUCUUGUAGGCUACGCCGACUUUGUGUAUGCGGCGCCGCAUGCCUACCUCCUCGCUCCGUUUGCGAGUCUGGGCCUGGUCGCCGAGGGUGGUGCGAGUGUCGGGCUCGUCCAACGGCUUGGACUGCCCCUUGCCAUCGAGGCACUCCUCACAUCGCGCAAGAUACCCUGCAAAACGCUCCUUCAAUGUGGAUUCAUCAACAAGAUCUUCUGCGGAAGAGACGACUCUGACUCGGAUGGCUUUCUGGAGCAAGUUCUCGCAGAGGUGAAUGAAAGGUUUGCGGAGCACGUGAACCAUGAAAGCGUCUUGAAGAUCAAGGCCUUGAUCCGCCGGCCGGUCUUGGACAUAAUAGAUGCCCAAACUUUGCGAGAGGUCGCUGAUGGCAUGCAGAGGUUUGUCGAUGGUGCGCCCCAGAUGGAAUUCAAAAGCGUUGCUGAGGGCCGCAAGAGGCAUAAACUUUGA
Fonsecaea erecta is the source of this 852-nucleotide messenger RNA. RefSeq lists its product as hypothetical. NCBI's taxonomy places the organism in Eukaryota, Fungi, Ascomycota, Eurotiomycetes, Chaetothyriales, Herpotrichiellaceae. Gene Ontology annotation, biological process: fatty acid beta-oxidation. Gene Ontology annotation, cellular component: peroxisomal matrix. The transcript has a single exon. The record is from RefSeq and is a predicted model, not a curated record. Bases 1 to 852 code for a protein of 283 amino acids.